GCGUUACGCUACGGCUUCGAGAGGCUAGCUAUUAAGACUUAGAAUAAAGACCUUGCCUUUCGGGCGAUUCAGACGGCAACUAAAAAAGGAGGAAGAAGGAAGAGAAGGAAGAAGGAAGAGAGAGAACCCACCAGCAAUCGCCGUGGCACCCAUCGCCAUCGCCAUCUCAUAUUCAUUUAGUUGGGUGGGUUUCAUACGCAGCUCCAGGAACUGCAGCCUGCAACGGACCCUUGAUCACCACGUCUGCAACCGCAUAUAAAACCAGACCAGCUAAGCAGAGAUGGAAAUGUCAAGAAAUUGAAAUGGCUCACUGCGAGUGAGUUUUUUUUCUUUCUGUAAAAAUGAAUUCCCCAAGUGUCAAAUACAUUUCAGAAUGCUUUGUCCAGCCACACCAUGCCUCAGAAGAAUCAAAGCAGCCCUUCUACUUGACCCCCGGUGAUCUGGCCAUGCUCUCAGUGCACUAUAUUCAAAAGGGCCUUCUCUUUUCCAAACCACCAGAAGCAAAACUGGGACAGGAGGAUUUCACCAAUUCUCUGUUGGAAAGACUCAAACACUCUCUUUCCAUUGCACUUGUUCAUUUCUACCCAUUGGCAGGUCGCUUUGUGACCGAGAAGAACGAAGACCCGCCUUUGUAUUUGGUAUAUGUAGAUUGCAACAACAGCCCUGGAGCCAAAUUCAUAUAUGCAACUCUGGACAUGUCAAUUUCUGACAUUCUUUCACCAACUGAUGUGCCUUUGGUGGUUCAAUCAUUUUUUGAUCAUGACAGGGCGGUCAACCAUGAUGGGCACACUAUGUCCUUGCUAACCAUUCAGGUCACAGAGCUGGUAGAUGGCAUUUUCAUAGGGCUUUCCAUGAAUCACUGUCUUGGUGAUGGAACCUCUUACUGGCAUUUCUUCAACAUUUGGUCUGAGAUCUUUCAAGCACAAGCACAAGGAGAUCAUAAUAAUUUUGUACCCAAUAUCUCAAGACCACCAGUCCUCAAGCGCUGGUUUCCAGAUGGUCAUGGCCCAAUUAUCAACCUCCCUUUCAAACACUCGGAUGAGUUCAUUGGCAGAUAUGAAGCUCCCAAACUCAGGGAGAGAAUGUUUCACUUCUCCUCGGAAUCCAUAGCCAAACUCAAAGCAAAGGCCAAUGCAGAGUCUAAUACCACCAAAAUCUCUUCCUUCCAGUCCUUGUCUGCCCUGAUGUGGAGGUGUAUUACUCGUGCGCGUGGUUUACCCCGAGAUCAAGGAACCAGCUGCAGGUUGGCUGCGAAUAACAGAGGAAGAUUAGAGCCACCAUUGUCUGGAGAUUAUUUUGGGAACUCAAUUCACCCGAUUAGAUCAGAAAUUGUCUCAGCUGGUGAGUUGCUUGAACAUGGGCUUGGAUGGGCAGCGUGGAAGUUGCACGAAGCUGUAGUUAACCACAAUGACAAAUUCAUAAGGGAACUUGUUGAUGGCUGGCUGAAGUCUCCAGCUGUGUACCAAGUGAGUUUCUUUGAUCCACUCAGUGUGAUGAUGGGGAGUUCUCCAAGGUUCAACAUGUAUGGAAAUCAGUUUGGAAUGGGAAAAGCACUAGCGCUUAGAAGUGGUUAUGCACAUAAGUUUAGCGGCAAAGUGUCAUCGUACGAAGGGCAUGAAGAAGGAAGCAUAGACUUGGAGGUGUGUCUUCCACCUGAUGCAAUGAGUGCUCUUGAAUGUGACAGUGAGUUCAUGGAAGCUGCCUCUGUACCCCGUUAUUAGUGACAAGUGAUUAUAUGAAUAAGGAUCAUGCAAUCUGCACAAUGUUUAAGUAGAGUUAAGAAUGAUAGAAAGGUGUGUGGAAGGAAGAGAUAAAAAAUGAAACAGAAAAAGAA
Prunus avium (sweet cherry) is the source of this 1834-nucleotide messenger RNA. Its product is annotated as putative acetyltransferase At3g50280. Lineage: Eukaryota; Viridiplantae; Streptophyta; Magnoliopsida; Rosales; Rosaceae. The record is from RefSeq and is a predicted model, not a curated record.